AUGAAGGCAUCCGCAAAAGCCACCAAGCCCAAGCCACUCAAACCCCUGGCCCAAUCAUUUGGCUGGAUCAAACAGUUGGAGUACAUCGACAUUAACCUCAACAACUCGCGGAAGUUGAUCCAGAACUUGGACAACCUAAGCAAUUCGACUACUGGCCUUGUCAAUGACGUGGACAUGAAGGUUAAUGGAGGCAUGAUCGGCGUCCAACGUGUCAAGGCUGCCUUGGACUGGCUCGAUUAG
Suhomyces tanzawaensis NRRL Y-17324 is the source of this 240-nucleotide messenger RNA. RefSeq lists its product as uncharacterized. The transcript has 2 exons. Bases 1 to 240 code for a protein of 79 amino acids. Lineage: Eukaryota; Fungi; Ascomycota; Pichiomycetes; Serinales; Debaryomycetaceae. The record is from RefSeq and is a predicted model, not a curated record.